Molecule: messenger RNA, 1982 nt
Organism: Anoplophora glabripennis (Asian longhorned beetle)
Lineage: Eukaryota; Metazoa; Arthropoda; Insecta; Coleoptera; Cerambycidae
Exons: 5
Coding region: 3-821 (272 amino acids)
Cellular component (GO): nucleus
Molecular function (GO): zinc ion binding
Source: RefSeq, a predicted model, not a curated record
AGAUGGGAAGAAAUCAGAAAUCAAGACCGAGAAAGUUAAAUCUGUCUACAAAAAGGAAAAACCGAAGAUUGGCCCAAAAACGACGAAACAGAAAAAUGCUAAGAAAAAUGGAUAAUUUUGGGAAACAGGUUUGCAGGCUGUGUCUCGAUAUUAUAAAUGAUGAACAUUUUGAAGAAAUAAAUGACGUUAUGAGGUAUAUUUUAGACGUCAUUUUAUUGAAACUGGAUCUCAAAAGUGAACAAAUAGUUUGUAAUUCUUGUUCGUUAAAAGUAAUGGAAGCAUUUAAAUUUAAGUCAAUGUGUCUGUACCCUGAUAAUACCAUAAUUCCUUAUGUCAAUGACGAAACAGGAUAUUCUGUUGAUUUAAGAGACAUUUUUGCAAAGAAAAAAGGAAAAGAAAAAUUAAUCACCACAUUAGAUCACAAAAUAUGUCGAUUAUGUACUCAGAUAAUCGAGGGAGAAUUUAUAUCGGUACAAGAAGUAGAUGUUAAUGUGAUCAACAAAUAUAUUCCAGAAAUAAACUUCAACAUAACCGAAAAUCCUACCAUUUGCAAGCAAUGCUUUGAUUCUAUCGGCACCCACAGUAAUUUUAUUAAGAAUUGCUUGAAAAUAGAGGAAAAAAUAAAAUGUUUUCCUCCUGGCUCUCUCUGGACGUCAGCACUUAAUCCGUGCGUUGAAACUAAAGAGAUCGGAAUAAAACUUGAAAAAAAUGAGUAUGAGAAUUUGAUUGCAAGUAAUUCUAUUGGAGAGAAAUCAAAGGACAAAGAUGAAACCACUAUUAAAAUUGAGUACAUUGAUAUAAAAUCAGAAUAUGAUACGUGAGAGUGGUGCAUCUAUGGAACUUUUGCCCCAUAGUUCAGCACGUGAUGACAUUUCUACAAUAAAAGAGAGCAAACCUAUACCCAAGACAUGUGUAGCAGAACUGAGUCACCCCCCAAGAAAAAAAGUACAUGAGUGUGGAAAGUCUGGUUACAAAACUGCGAGCUAGAAGUGCCUAGUAAUUCAUCAAUUGAUACACAAGGCGCUCGAGGUGCAAAUGUACAAAUGUGAUAUUUGUGAUUAUACCACCAUUCACAAAACCAAUUGCAAAAGCACUCUUACAGACCACAUGUUGACACACAAAGAGUCUUCCCAAAAGCAAAUAUUCAAGUGCAUUUAUUGCCAGUUCAAGUUUAAAUCUAAGUGGGAAAUAAUCACAUCUUCGUCCAUGAAGAAAGAUUGCUCGACCUCCAGGAAGCCACGAAGAUAAUGCAUAUGUUGAGACUCGAUAAGCCGUUAUCUAUUAAAAAGCUUACCUGCAAGAUACGCGACUUCACGAUCUUGAAUGAGUCGAAGUUUUCUGAUCACCAGUUGAGGCACAAAGGGGAGAAACGACACAGAUGUAACGAGUGUGAUUUUAGAGCAUUGAGAAAAGUUCGCUUAAGGUACACCUGUUAUCAUACAAAAAGCCGUCGGAACUACUCUUGUAUAAAUGUGAUUACGAAGCGAAACAAAAGAGCAGUCUUAUGAAACACCAAAUAUGACAUAAAAGUUACUCCGAGGUAAAGAUGCACAAGUGCCUGUACUGCGCCUAUGAAACGAUAUACAAACCCGUUCUGAAGGACCACAUCGUAUACCCAUAUGAGUAUAAGAAAUUUUGUGUGCUGCCCUCUAAAUCUUCCAUAAGGAAAUAUUUAGGCCAAAUACCUUUAGAUGUUGGAAUAAAUGAAAAGUUGUUACGUAAAUUAUCAGAACGUGUUAGUAAAAUGAUUACAAAAGAUAAAGUUUGUUGUAUUUGAUGAAAUAGCUCUGUCUGUUGGUCUAAAUUAUGACACUUGUAAAGAUCAAGUAACGGGAUAUGUCAAUCUUGGGUCCCUGGGCAGACAAAAUAAGGUAGCAAAUCAUGCUCUAGUGUUUUUGGUGCAAGGUAUUAGUAAACAUUGGAAGCAGCCUAUUGCAUAUUAUUUCACAAAAGACGUUAUAAAAACAAAGGACCUAAAAAUU